AUGCGUCGAUGCAUCCUCUCCCUAACCCUCGUCGCCUGCGUCGCCUUAUCACUCUCCUUCACACCAUCAACCGCCACCGCAAACCCAAUCUCCCACAACAACCAACCAUCGAACUCGGCCGCUCAAGUCUUAAUCAAGAACCACCACCAUCAAAAAGCACACCACAACGGCGGGCUAUUGAACCGUCUCUCGUCCUCAUGGACAUCUCUCACAACCCCCCUCCAAGGCCUCCACGCUAUCUCCGGAUCUCCCGGUCCUGCUCCGAAGAGUAAUAGCGGUCCCAAUGUCAAGCGGUUUCAUAAACGCGCCGUCGACAUUAAGAAACCAGCAACGGCAUCCGCAAGGGCGGGAACAUUGGGAGGCAAGACGGGAAGAGCUCAAAAGAAGAAGGUGGGUAAGUCGACAACGAGGGUGAACACCUACUCGGCCUACGAGGCCAUCGUCAAUUCUGAUAGUCAGAUGCCCGUCUUCUUGAACCAGCACCAUCCCAUGACUACCAACAAAGGCAGUGGUAACGGCAAGGGGAAGAGCAAACCCACAUUUCCUUCCGUCCCCGUUGCUGCAGGAGGAGAGAAGAAGAAGAAGAAGAAGAAAGCGGGAGCGGUGACACCGAUUGAUAUCUUGCGCCAGACCGACACCAAGAAACCCACUGCCGCUUCGCCCAUCACACCAUCUGCAGAGGAGGAGGAGGCGAAGGACGGAGAAAGGAAGAUGAAGGAAAGGGCAGAGAUGGAAGGCACCUCCCCAACCACGAAGACCGAGGCAGAGACGGAAGGCAUAACCCCGGCCAAGGAACCCCACCACCCUAACAAAAAGAACAAUAACACCAAAAAACUCUCUUUAGCCAGUCGGGCCGUCGUGACAGAGGCGAUGGAAGAUGGAACUUCGACAGUCAAGGCCCUGUUCGACACCGUCUUCUCGCAAGAAGAACAACAGCCUUCUCGUCGAACUGCCGUCGAAUCUGCCACUGGUACUGAAGUUGAGAUGAAGGGAGAGGAUUCGGAGGAUAUCAAGGCAAUCAAGAAGACAAUCAACGCCGCCGCCCACGCUGCCGUCGUCGCCGCCGCAACUGCAGCUGUAGCCGGUAACAGCCACCACCUUGAAGGACGCGACACGACCGGAAUCCUGAAGCAGACCUUGGAGGAUAUAGCGUACAAGAUCGAAGAAGCCGCCACUGCUGCGAUUGCUCUCGAGAUCCCAUCCCUCACCGGCCAUACUCUUGUCUCACACUCUUUCGCCGCGUCGCGUGAAUGGGAACCUACUCUGGAGGCUGAAAGGCUAGCACCGGUGUUCGAGAACCAUCAAGACGCAAUGAUCGACGACGAAGGAGCCAUCGAUCUGCCUGCUAUUGCCAACAACAACAACAACCAUCACGACACCACCACAGCAUCCACAACCGACGAAGAGUCCGGCUCCACCGUCACCAAGCAGAAACCAGGUCCCAUAUUCAUCAACGACAACGAAUACACCUCCCACUCCUCCUCCAACGAAUAUUCCGACACAGCCACAUCCGACGAAUGGCACCUCAUCGACAGCGACGACGACGGUGACGAUUACAUGUCCCAAUACAUCCACCGCCAGCCCGACAGCUUCCUCGGUUCAGAAUCAGUCCUCUUCACCGGUACCGUUCUUCAACGAACCCUCGCAAGUUCCUUCCUCCUCCUCUCAGGCUUCGUCAUGCUAAUUGGUCUGAUCUCGUACAAGGUGUAUGCACGGAGGAGGAAUACUUCCCCAUGGGCCUUCUUACAUUACAUGACGUUUGGAAUUUUUGGAUCCCUGUUCUAUGACUCGGCCUAUUUGUCAAACUUGACACUCAGCACUUACAAUAUCACGUCCCAAUCCUCGCCCUCAUCCCCAACCAUAAAAAAUGGCUUCGGAUCCGGACCCACCACCUGGCUCCGUAGAGGCAGCCUCAUCCGGCCCACAGGCUACAACCACAACAUAAUGUCGACCCCAGCCGAGAAAGAACCCCUCCUCCCAGAACCCGUCGUCGCCUCUUCCACCUCCUCCUCCUCCUCCUCCUCCUCUGCAUCAUCGUUAUUCAAAAAUGGUGACCCGAACCGCACAGAACUCCGUCGCACUUCGACUGCACAACACCACCAGAUGCAGAUCGAGCUUACUCUUCAGCAGCAGCAGCGACGAGAGGAGGAACAACAGCAGCACCAGGCUGACAUGGAUUAUUUACAACGGUCCUUCAUGCGCCGCACUUCCAUCUAA
Molecule: messenger RNA, 2217 nt
Organism: Linnemannia hyalina
Lineage: Eukaryota; Fungi; Mortierellomycota; Mortierellomycetes; Mortierellales; Mortierellaceae
Source: the annotation of a GenBank genome assembly